AUGGGUUUCACUCGUGCUACCGUCGCCGGCCUCCUCGUUGGAGCUGCCAUGGCCUCUCCCCACUACGGCUACGGCAACGGCACCCAGUACACCACCGAGGUCGUCACCGCCUACACCACCUACUGCCCGGCUCCCACCACCCUGACCUACCAGGACAAGACCUACACCAUCACCGAGGCCACCACCCUGACCAUCACUGACUGCCCCUGCACUGUCAGCCACCCUCUCAAGCCCACCUACCAGCCUCCCAAGCCCGUCUACACCACCGAGGUCGUCACCAAGCUCACCACCUACUGCCCUGAGCCCACCACCCUGACCUUCAACAACAAGACCUACACCGUCACUGAGCCCACCACCCUGACCGUGACUGACUGCCCCUGCACCGUCACCAAGUCUCACACUGGUCCUGCUCCCACCGGUCCUGCUCCCGUCAAGCCCACCGGCGAAGGCCCCGUCCCCGUCAAGCCCACUGGCGAGGCUCCCGUCCCCGUGGCUCCUACCGGCACCGGCUCCACCCCCGAGACCCCCGCCGAGUCUGGACCCGCCGUCGUCGUCAACGCUGCCGGCCGCUUCGCUCCCGCCGGUCUCCUGGCUGCCAUUGGUGCCAUUGCCCUGUUCUAA
Molecule: messenger RNA, 621 nt
Organism: Fusarium falciforme
Lineage: Eukaryota; Fungi; Ascomycota; Sordariomycetes; Hypocreales; Nectriaceae
Exons: 1
Coding region: 1-621 (206 amino acids)
Biological process (GO): fungal-type cell wall organization
Cellular component (GO): fungal-type cell wall
Molecular function (GO): structural constituent of cell wall
Source: RefSeq, a predicted model, not a curated record